AUUUGGAACCAAAACGAAAUCUCAAAAUUUUCAGUCACGCCAAAUCUCUAAAUUUUCAGACACACUAAUUCAUUUUCGUUUUCAUUCUCCAAACUCUCUUUCUCUUGUCUACCCAUUAUACAUAAACAUGGCACCAAUCUCUCUUCUUCACCCAAAACUUCAAGCUCAUCUUGUUCCAUCUGUCUGUUCUCUCCCUCUCUUCCAAAUUCACACCACAGAAGGAACAAGAUGGAGACUCGUGCCGCCUCAAAGAGAAAGGCAGAUGCAAUGGUGUUGGUCCAAAAACAACAUCCCAAAAGGCAUAGGGUUGCUUUGGCUGAACUUCCCAAUUUACCAAAUCUUAUCGUUCCAGGAACUCAAAAUCCUUUGAAAGAGAAAUCGCGAAAUGUGAAGAAUCCCAAUGCCAAGAAGCCAUCUCCCACAACCAAUCACUCUUCUUCCCCUCACAUUGAUGAAUCCCUUGUUUCCGAUGUCUAUGAGUAUCUUCAUGAGAUGGAGAUGCAGAAAAAGAGGAGACCAAUGGUUGACUACAUUGAGAAAGUUCAGAAGCUAGUUACACCAACCAUGAGAGCAAUUUUGGUGGAUUGGUUAGUAGAAGUGGGUGAGGAGUACAAGCUUCUCCCAGACACUCUUCAUCUCUCUGUUUCAUACAUUGAUAGGUUUUUGUCUAUUAAUCCUGUGACUAAAUCGAAGCUUCAGUUGCUUGGUGUUUCCUCCAUGCUCAUUUCAUGUAAAUAUGAGGAAAUGGAUCCACCUUGUGUGAGUGAUUUUUGCAGUAUUACUGAUUACACAUAUGACAAGGCAGAGGUUGUUAAGAUGGAAGCUGACAUACUGAAGUCACUAAACUUUGAAAUGGGAAGUCCUACUGUGAACACCUUUCUCAGGAGGUUUGCCGAUGUUGUUUCUGACAAUAAAAUGAUUCCAAAUUCACAUAUUGAAUUUUUGGGUCGUUAUCUGGCUGAAUUAAGCUUGUUGGACUAUGAUUGUUUGAGAUUUUUGCCUUCUGUUGUGGCAGCAUCAGCUGUAUUUCUUUCCAGGUUUAUUAUCUCGCCUGAAGUGCAUCCAUGGACUCCUUCUUUGAAUGAAUGUUCGGGUUACAAACCAGCUGAGUUGAAAGAAUGUGUCCGAACCUUGCAUGAUCUGUACUUGUUACGAAAGGCAGCAUCCUUCAAAGCUGUCCGGGAUAAGUACAAGCAACAAAAGUUCAAAUGUGUUGCAAACCUGCCUUCUCCUCCUUAUGUACCAAAUUGUUACUUUGAAGACCAGUGAUGCAGCAAAUUUUGUGAUGAAUAUAUCUCAGUUGCUAUCUCUUAAAUCAUGUUUGAUAAAGCACAUGUCAAUAGUGUGGUUGGUUUGAUCAUUGUUUGAACAGAUUUGGAGGGGUAACUAAGAUAUCAAUGUUCGAUUGCCUUUUCUGUUGAACAAUCAUGGAGAAGACCUUUAAAGAUGCAUACGGCUCAAUUAACAUCUUAGAUUGUACAGCUUCUUGGUCAUCAUUGAGGCCUUGAAGGAGACACAGCACUCAAUCAUGAUGGUUACUGUUAAAUAAUUAUGCGAGUCUUUCAAUGACAUGUAUUGGGAGAACUAUGGUGUAGGAUGAGGUGUGAAAAUUGCAUAGUUCAUUGCAUAGAAUUUUAUAUGAACAAAAUCACCUUGUGAAAAAUAGUCCUUGAGAUCUUGCUGAUGUCUUUGGCAUCAUUGAUCCAAGUGAUGGUUGCAAUCUUGGGAGAGUCUUUGUGCUUAACUGAUAAAGAACGAGGGUUUUAUUGUGUUUCUAGACAGCAAACCAGAGGUGUUGAUGCUGGGAUUUAGGGAUGUUGUUUCUGGUUUGUUGGAAAUGCCCUAUUCUUUAGGGACAUAUUUGUUUUCAUCAUUCAUUUUUGUUACCAUUAACAUUUAUUUAUCUAAACAGACUCUAAUAAAAGAAAAGUGUCAUUCAUUCUA
Molecule: messenger RNA, 1944 nt
Organism: Vigna angularis (adzuki bean)
Lineage: Eukaryota; Viridiplantae; Streptophyta; Magnoliopsida; Fabales; Fabaceae
Product: putative cyclin-A3-1
Exons: 8
Coding region: 229-1269 (346 amino acids)
Biological process (GO): mitotic cell cycle phase transition; regulation of cyclin-dependent protein serine/threonine kinase activity
Cellular component (GO): nucleus; cyclin-dependent protein kinase holoenzyme complex; cytoplasm
Molecular function (GO): cyclin-dependent protein serine/threonine kinase regulator activity
Source: RefSeq, a predicted model, not a curated record